Chrysoperla carnea is the source of this 1571-nucleotide messenger RNA. It is a transcript of the gene Mob4, whose product is annotated as MOB kinase activator-like 4. The transcript has 3 exons. Gene Ontology annotation, cellular component: cytoplasm. The record is from RefSeq and is a predicted model, not a curated record. Lineage: Eukaryota; Metazoa; Arthropoda; Insecta; Neuroptera; Chrysopidae. Bases 1 to 666 code for a protein of 221 amino acids.
AUGAAGAUGGCCGAUGGAACAUUAAGUUUGCGGAGAAAUAGGCCUGGUACUAAAGCAAAGGACUUUAGCCGAUGGCCUGAUGAACCUUUCGAAGAAAUGGACAGCACUCUUGCUGUUCAACAAUAUAUACAGCAAAUGAUACGUAAUGAUCCAUCAAAUAUAAAUUUUAUAUUAUGCAUGCCAGACGCUCAAGAUGAAGGUGUUUGGAAAUAUGAACAUUUAAGACAGUUUUGCAUGGAGUUAAAUGGCUUAGCAGUUAGACUUCAAUCAGAUUGUCAUCCAGAUAUUUGCACUCAAAUGACUGCUACAGAACAGUGGAUAUUUCUUUGUGCUGCUCAUAAAACACCUAAAGAAUGUCCAGCUAUUGAUUAUACAAGACAUACACUUGAUGGUGCCGCAUGUCUCCUAAACAGUAAUAAAUACUUCCCAAGUCGAGUCAGUAUUAAAGAAUCAUCUGUAGCAAAAUUGGGAUCAGUAUGUCGGCGAGUAUACAGAAUUUUUUCACAUGCAUACUUUCAUCAUAGGACUAUUUUUGAUGAUUUCGAAGCUGAAACAUAUUUAUGUCGUCGAUUCACACAAUUUGUAACAAAGUACAAUUUAAUGUCUAAAGAUAAUUUAAUUGUACCAAUGACUGAGGAGGAAACAGUUGGUGAAUCGGAUGCGUAGUUAGUAAAUAAAUUUUCAAAAACUGUUCCAGCAGCCACUCAAAAAUAAAUUUCUCGUGUAUAUUAUCGUCUAUGUCGUUUACUAAAAAUAUAUUUUACUGGGAUCGCAACUAUCCUAACAAGACACUAAUGAACAUUCAAAUUCAAAAUCAUCUUUCAAACUACGUAAAUUUUUUCCAGUUUAUCGUUCAAACAGCUGUUAAAUCGUAAAGUACUCAGCAAAUAAUAUGUGUUAAAUUUUUUAAUUAGAAAUUGAGUGUGCGUUGAUUAGAAGUAAAUCACUGCUGGAAGAUACACAUUAGUUAAAACUAUACCUUAACAUGAAUUAAACAUUACUUAAGACCGUACAAUUGAUUAGGAGUUUGAGGAGAAUUGAAAUCUCGUUGAAACCAAUUAAAGGAUAUGUUUCGAUAUACCCUCUGAAUUCAAAUUAAUUUUAGUAAAAACGAAUACUAAACUAACGAAACAAAAAUCUAAAAAUCUGUUUUUCAAAAAUUAAUGUUCGAAAUUAUCGUUAAAAACUCGCGAAAAUGGUAUUUAUUUAUGAGGUUCUAAAUGAUAUUAAUAGGGAGGGAGCAAAAUGGAAAAUACUGGCUGCAUAGGAAUGACAACCAAUUAUACCUCCAUGCCUUAGAAUCUACGGCGUAAGGAACUUAUCACGUGAUUGCAAUAUUCUAAACUAUCCAAAAUAUCGUAGCCCAGAAAAUUGACUUUAUUUUAAAAAAAAAAUUACAUUUAACGUGUAAUAUUUAUGUUUUCAUCCUGGAUUUGGAGCUUUUUUCCUUAAGCUUACUUGCGUUAUAAACAAAAGUCUGUGUAGCAAUUAGUUAUGGUAUUUCGAACUUACUACUUCAAGCUUUCUUAAACAUAAAAUCUUGUUUACUGUAGGAAUGUCGAAAAAAUAUC